Messenger RNA from Olea europaea var. sylvestris, 1774 nucleotides. RefSeq names its product RING-H2 finger protein ATL63-like. Bases 898 to 1641 code for a protein of 247 amino acids. Lineage: Eukaryota; Viridiplantae; Streptophyta; Magnoliopsida; Lamiales; Oleaceae. The transcript has a single exon. The record is from RefSeq and is a predicted model, not a curated record.
UCUUACUUUUUAAUCACAUAUUCUCCAAAAAAUCACUAUUUCAUAGUACAUUUUACCUCAAAAAUGGUGAUCAGACAUGAGCUUUAAGUAUCUUUGACGCUGUUGGAUUCCUUGGAUUUCGAAUUCUCCAAUCCCCACCAUGGCCCAAGGUGAGGGAACAAUCCCUCAUCCUACUCUGCUACUACUUGAUCGUAAAAAUGAUACGAUUUAACACAUUUAUCCUUUAAAUAAAUAUUAAUAAUCAGUGUUCUAAAAAACGUAAAGUGUGAUUAGGCGACAAGGUUAAGUUUCAAACUUGUACGAGUCUAAAAAGAAAAAAAUAUAAAAUCUAACUUGAUGGCAAGGCCAAAACUCGUGCUUACUUGAACACGUUUUUUAGAAUAUUGAUAAUUACUCCAAUUAUAGAGUUGUUUCCUAAUUCUUUUAGAAAUUCAGCAUACCCUUGAAUAAAAUGUGAUGCAUUUCUAAGCAAGCACAUGAAUACCUUAAAUCACUCCAUCCAUCCAAUACAAUAAUAAUAUAGCCCAGUAACCUAUUUCUGCCGUCGCCUUCACGAGACCUUUAUUUCAGCCCUUUCCCUCAUUUUCAUGCAACGAUUCUAUGACUUUAUGCUCCUUGGACCGGUAAAAGGAUUAUUUCCUGUUGACCUUCUCAUCGAUCACACAUCCACUCACGUGUCUUUGAUCAAUCACGGGCAACAACAACACGUAAUUCACAAGCAACCAAUGAAUUUAUAUUCACGUAAACGCAGUCCCAUAAUCUAACAAGAAUAUCUUCUACUUCUACUCCAGAUCUUGUUCAAAUUUCUAAAGUUUCAAGAAAGUUUAGAAUUGUACCUGGUACCACUGUUUUGUUUACUUGUAUACUGCCACAGCUCAUUUAGGCAAUGCGCCGAACAUGUUGAGCGAAUCAUCUUCAGAGGACGGUGUAAUCCACAGCAUUCUCUCGUACGAUACCAAUAUCAUGCUGGCUGCGAUUAUUUCAUUACUACUUGUAGUUAUCUUUGUUUUGUUGUUGCAUAUAUAUGCAAAAUGGUUCUUAGGUCUAGCCCGUCAAAGGGGUGGGACGUCAGUGUCGGUUCCGCAAGUAUUGGGGCCUCGGUUUCAUCAUUUUCACACAUUAACAGUUGAUACGAAUUACGCUAUUUCUCCAUCCAAGGGCCUUGAAUCUUCAACCAUUUCUUCGAUACCACUGUUCGUGUUCAAAGGAGAGGAACACAAACGUGGACUGGAAUGUGUGAUUUGUUUGAGUUUAUUUGAAAAUGAAGAAGUGGGCAGGAGAUUACCAAAAUGUGAUCAUGCAUUCCAUGUUGAAUGCAUUGAUAUGUGGCUCCAUUCUCAUACAACAUGUCCCAUUUGUCGAGCUCGUGUAGUACCUGACAAUACAAGUUCUGCAGAUUCAAUUUCAUCACAAAACGAAGAGAUUCUGAAUCAGGGGUUAUCGGAAAAUGAACUGCGGAUCAGCAAUGUGGAUUCUGUAUUGGAAAUAAUAGUGGCAGAUCCAAAUUCAGAAAUCGAAAAUGUAGAGAGAAAUGAUUCAUCAUCAUCGUCCAUCGGGAGCUCACUGAAGAGAAUGUUUAGCAGGAACAGAUCUGAGCGGAAGUUUGAUUUACCUAGCGACAGCAAUGAAUCAAAUAUUUGAAUGUGCAUUACCCGGGGGAAAAAAAAAAGAAAAAAAGAAAAAACCAGUCUUUUAUUGUGUAGUAAUUAAUUUAUAUGAUACUUUCAUUGAAAACCAAUCUUUAAUUUUAAUAAGAGUGGCUCUGUUUGCUCAA